UUAUUUUAAUAGUAUAAUGGCUCGUUUUUAUUAUCAAUGCAAUUUCGAUUUGAAAAACGAUAGUGGAUACGAUAAUGUUGAAUUAAAACCAUUCAUUUGUCCACCGGACAAAUAUUGUCCUUAUUGUUGUUGCAAUUGGCAGUGUUGUCUCGUAGUACAGAAACGUCCACCACGACACAUUUGGGAGACUUGGUACUUUUGGUUGGGCGUUGCAUUAUUGGCUGUUUUUAUUCUAAUUUCGGUGUGCAGCUACGUAGUCAGUAAUUAUAGGCAUAACGUUCAAGGUGUGCCGUUCCAACAUAAUGCACGUAUUAAUGAUAACGAACGAAACCAACGAGCAAAUCGUAAUAGGCCAACACAGAAUGAGGUGUCUAUAAGCAUAAUCCCAACAUCUGGAUUGUUACCAGGUCAUAAAAAAAUGGUCAUGAUUUCCACACAAAGUAAUAUAGCUCAUUUGAGUAAGUUAAUAUUUUUAAGAAAACACGUUAAACACAUUCUCGACAUUUUUAUUCGGUAUCGUUUAAUUAUUCAUCUAAUCAAUUCUAAUGCAUGGAGAAUUACCACGCGGAUUAUUGUUUAACUAUAGAUUUUAAUCAAGGUCAUCUAUUUUUUUUUCUUACUAUUGUUAACUCAUCGUUAGUUAAUAUCGAGAUUUUUAUUAACUGGUAAUUGCUACUCCGGUGGAUUAAGUAAAAAAAAAAGGAAAAAA
This is a messenger RNA of Polistes canadensis, 709 nucleotides long. RefSeq lists its product as uncharacterized. The record is from RefSeq and is a predicted model, not a curated record. The coding region runs from base 17 to 580 and encodes 187 amino acids. NCBI's taxonomy places the organism in Eukaryota, Metazoa, Arthropoda, Insecta, Hymenoptera, Vespidae. The transcript has 2 exons.